Molecule: messenger RNA, 2953 nt
Organism: Ciona intestinalis (vase tunicate)
Lineage: Eukaryota; Metazoa; Chordata; Ascidiacea; Phlebobranchia; Cionidae
Source: RefSeq, a predicted model, not a curated record
UUACCCGAACGUUAAACAAUACAUACAGGUCCCAGACUUCAUUACCGAUCUCAUACACUGAUCGUAAAAGUUAUAAUCCAACGUGUUUGUACGUUUUGAACUGAUCAUUACUAUUUGGUUACAUUAGCAGAGAGCACUAGUUUGUAUAAUAAUUUUAGAUACAGUAUUAAUCACAGUCAUUGGAUAUUAUUAAUUUCACACACGAAAGCGGCAGGUCAACCAAGUUUAAUUAGAUAUUGUAUUGUAUAUACAAGUCGCGAGUGUAUGCACAGGAACUUCUGCGCCAGAUUUCCGAACGAAAACAGAUAUCUAACUUGAACGACUUUGUUCAAAACCAAUCUCCAAAUUAGCAUGAAGAUCACACUCACUGUCGGAGCUACAAGGCAUCCAGUUGAGAUACCAGAAGAUGCUACUGUUAAAGACUUGAUGCAAACUGUUGUCGAAAAAUGUAAAAUAACCCCAGAGAAUCAGAAACUCAUUCACAGGGGUGUCACAAUCUCCAGUGAUCCGGAAAAACUCUUAACGUCAUGCGAUGUUAAAUCCCGGAGCAGAGUGAUGGUGAUCGGGAAGAGAUAUGAUGAUGGAGAAGAUGUUGCUCUUCACAACUUAGAAAUGAUUGAAAAAGAUGUCCGGAGCGUGAUGAGGACUUUUGACGAACUGCACGAACAAAUCGACAGUAUCAUGAAAGGGUUUUUGGAUGAGGAGCAUAAGAACAAAGCUUUUAAACAGAUCAAGAAGAAGUUGCUCACAUCUUCCCAUCUUCUGAUGCAGAGUCUUGAAACGAUGGAUCAAAUGGUCCUUGGUCCUGAGUUUUCAAAUGCCAGAAGGAUCCGUAAAACUAUGGUUGAUAAAAUUCAAUCUGCGUUAACUAGUUGUGAUAAGCUUGUUGCAAUGGUCGAUAAAUUUAUUGCUGUGUAAUAUUGACUGGGCUUUUGUUAAUAUAAAAUAAUGAAUGAAAGUCAGUUUUUGUUAUUUAUCACCGCAUGGGGGCAAGUUCAGAAAAACGGAAAAGUACAACAUAGGGUGCCAAUUAAAACACCGUGCUCGUUUAGCGUAACGCCCACAGUGGUAGCAGCUUCAAGCCCCGAACCAUCGAUCCUAUGGUAACGAGGAAGCGCGCUAAGCACGGCAUAAAAGAAAACAGUUAGCUUACGUAUUACAAAACGCCACGGCACAGUGUCAGUUAUAAAAGUAAGAUUUGUAUCAACACGAAACUUUAGGUAGGUAGUAAAACUUAGAAUACCGUUGUUUUACGUACAUAAAAAUGGUUUCUCGUACACGUUUUUGUGUCUUAUUUGUUUUGCCGCAAGCUACACAUGUAACAUGUUCAAGAAAGAAAAAUAUCCGGGCACUUUGAAACCAAGGUGCUGUUACAUUAGCGAUUGCAUUAGCCUAUGUCUGAUUAUCCAACUAUAGUGUACCAUGAACAAACAUUAAGGGCGCGCUUUAACCAUUAACCUGAAUACUUAUGGGGUCAGUGUUGCUAUAUGUUAGAUACAAGUUAACAUGGAUAAGUCCGACUUUGUUGCUAAAAACCAACCGCCAUUGGACCAAGCCUUUACAAAGCGUCGAUUCGAUGGAAAAGUUGCUUUGGUUGCCGGUGGUGCAUCGGGUAUAGGUUUAGCUUCAGUAGAAAGGUUUGCAAGCGACGGAGCAAGCGUUGCUAUUCUUGAUAUUAACCAGACUGCUGGAAAAGACGCUGAAGCUUAUUUGAAAGGUCUUGGAUACAAAGUAAAGUUCUAUUCAGUUGAUGUCGAGAAUCGAGAUGAAUGUUUUAAAGUAGCAGAGCAAGUGGCGAAGGACAACGAUAACAGGAUAGAUUCGGUCGUGAACAAUGCUGUUUACUUUGGUUCCAAGGCUUUGGAGGCGCGUAGAGAAGAUUACGAAAAAAGCUUUAGCGUCAAUGUAAUUGGAACGUCUAAUAUCGUUCAGGCUUGCGUACCAUUUAUGCCACCAGGUUCUGCGAUCGUCAAUAUAUCCAGCAUAACAGCCACCAGAGCCCAACCCUGCAGGUGGACGUAUGCAGCAACUAAGGGGGCAAUCAAAACGAUGACGAAGCAUAUGGCGCUCGAUUUAGCGAAAAAUGAAAUUCGCGUAAAUUCCGUUGGUCCUGGAUGGAUAUGGAGCCCAGAGAUGGCAAAAGCAUCGCCAGACGGAACUAUGGAAGCAAUGCGAUCCUCAGUCGAUAAAUUUCAAAUGGUGAAUAGAGUCGGGAAAACGAGCGAAGUAGCUUCAGUAAUAGUGUUUCUAUGCAGCAGAGAUGCCGCUUUUGUUACUGGAACAAGUUACAAGGUUGAUGGAGGUUACUGCGCUAUGGGGCCAGAGAGAACCGGAUCGAACGAGCUUUUUGCCACAACGAAGACUAAAUAAGUAAUAAGGGAAUUAUGGCCAAUUGAAUUAUACCCAAUAAAAUUCUUUAUAACGUGUUUUUUUUAAUGGGCGUAUUACGUUAAAAUUAAUUCACACACCUGUAGCUUCUUCAUUCUUGCAGUUGUUUAAAUUAACCAAUUAAAUUGCAUCAAUGAAAAAGUUCUUUCAAUACACUUGCCAAUAACUAUGGUGCAUUUUUUCAUGAGCACCAGAAACCUAGCCUAUGGACGUCACAUAUUCAUUGCCACUUCAAAGUCUAUUCUUAAGCACCAGACAUACGACAGCAACAGUAUCUAAACACCUGCGUCCACUGCCAACUGAUUAACAUAGAGCUAUCUUUGAUACACUACCCAGAACUUUAAUGUGUUCAACAAAAUUUCGGUUCUUUUUUCAGAAUAAUUUGGAAAGCUUGUUACUUUAUUAAAUGACAAAGAAUGGCAGUUGGGUAGAACUGUGGAAAAAAACCAAGAACCAGUAGAUUAUUGAUCCAUCUAUCUUAUGUAUGCUUAACAUUUUAUUUCCUGUUGUUUGGAUGAAAUGAAACUUGAAUUGAUGUUGGUUUGAGAAAAUAAACUCCUGCGGG